AUGAACCUUCUUGUAAUAUGUAUUUAUUACCUAUUUUUUUUAAAUAUCGAAAAAAAUAUUUCCUGUUCAUGUUCUACUACAAAAAAUAAGAGUACUUUUGUAAGUUUAUGGGAUAAAUUUCGUCAAUUAUUUAAGGAUAAGGAAAUAGAGAAAGAGAAAAACAUAAUAACAUAUAAUUUUAUAAAACAUUAUAAUGAUGAGAAAUAUGUUAUUGAAGAAAAUAAGAAGAAUAGGUAUUUUACAGGAUAUGAAAUAAAUCAUAUAAAUCGUUUAAUAUAUAUGAAUAGUUUUAAAACAUAUAUAUUGAGUGCAUAUAUUCCAUAUAUAUAUAUGAGUGUACGAGAUAUAUAUAUAGUUUUAAAAAAAAUUAAAGAAUUAAAUUUUAAUACAGUAUAUACAUUUUUAUUUUGGCCAGAAAAUGAAUAUUUAGAAGAUGAAUAUGAUAUGAAUAAUUCAAAACUUUUUUAUUUAUUAAAUUUUUGUGCAUCUAAUGGAUUAUUUGUUAUAUUAGACAUAGGUCCAUAUAUUAAUAAUAUAUAUAAUUCAAAUAUUCCUACAUAUAUUUUAUUUAAUAAAAAAUUAAAUGAUUAUAUAAGAAAUAAAUAUAUAGAAAGGAAAGCAGAUUUGUAUAAAUAUUUUUUAUCACCAUGGGAAAAUAUAUGGAAAAGAAAAAGAAAUUCUCUUAUUAAAGAAACUAGAAAUUUGAAUAGACAAAUUAUAGAAAAGAAUAUAAAUAAUACAAAAUCUUUUUAUAAGAAAAAUAAUUACACAUAUAAUAAUAUAUAUAGUUUAUAUUAUUUUAAUAGAGUUAUUAAAUGGUAUAAUUAUAUAUUACCACAAUUAAAAAAAUAUAUGAAUAUUAAUAAUGGACCAAUUAUAUAUUUAAAUAUAGAUAAAACAUUUGAUAAUUAUUAUAUGUAUAUAAUUAUAGAUUUAAAAAGAAAAAAAAUUUUUAAUAACAUAUGUAAUGCACAACAUUAUAUGGAAAGGUCAAAUGUAUCUUAUUAUAAUAAUAAAAUAAUAGAUCAUGAUAAUAUAUCAUCUAUUAACAAAUCAUCAAGUUCAGAAUUUUUUUUAAAUUGUGUAAUCUCUUUUUUUAGAAGAAUUCGAAGAAGUUAUAUUAUGACUUUAGGAUAUUUAUUAUAUAUAAAAUUUAAUAAAUAUUUAAGAGUAAUAUAUGAAUAUGAUUUAGGUUUAUUAUUUAUAAACGAAAUUAAUAAAUUAGUACAAAAACAUUUAACUAAGGUUAAUAUAUUAACAACCAAUUAUCCUUAUAUAAAUGAUGAAUUUAUUAAUUCAUAUGCAGGAAAUAAUUGUUAUAAUCAUUUUUUAAAAAAUAAUUGGUUUGAUAAUGAAUGUAUAAAUUUAAAUAAACCAUGUAUAUGGUCUCAGGUAUGGACAGGGGCAAAAUAUAGUAUCCACAACGUGAACUCUUCCAGUAUAUUAAAAAGGAAAUAUGAUGAUCAUAUAUUAUAUACCUCUCCUUAUGUUAACAUAGAAAAUAAGGUGGACAAAAUAUCAUCUCCCCAUCCUGAUCAUGAUAAAGCAAAUGAUAAAAAGGGGAACCAACCUACUGAAAAAAAGGAUAAACAAAAAAAUAUUGAUAAUAAAAAAAAUAAUAAUAAUAACAAAAAUAAUAAUAAUAAUAAUAAUAAUAAUAAUAAUAAUAAUAAAAAUAAUAAUAAUAAUAAUAAUAAUUAUUAUAGUGUUGAUAAGGGGGGAAGUGUACAAAAUAAAGAAGAGUUGUCACACGGUAAAGACGAUGGUAUAACUAAUAAUUAUAAAGAUUCAAAAAAAUGUUAUAAAGACAAAAAGAUAAAUAUGGAUGAUAUAAAUUCGAAUGUAAAAAAAAGAAGGAUACAAAUAAAUAAGAAUAAUAAUUAUUAUAAUAAUAAUUAUAUAGGUCAUAUAAGAAAUUUUAAAGAUCUAACAUUCAACAUUGUAGUAUUUAUAGCGAAAGGUGGAGUAUUUUUAAAUAUUUUUCCAUAUUAUAGCGGCAAUAAUAUUAAUAAUAUUCAUUCGUAUAUAGAACAUUAUAGUAAAGAAACAGGACAACCUCUAGAUUUAUAUUUUAAUCAUAAAGAACCUUUAUAUUCACAUAUAAAACGUAUCUUUAAAAUAUUAUACAAGUAUGGAAAUUAUUUAUUAAAAGAUGAAUAUUAUAUUAAUCCAAUAAAGAUAUCGAAUAAUAUAGAAUUAUAUGAUUAUGAUAUAAUAAAAAUAAUAUGUAAUUAUAAUAUUAAAGGAAGUACUUUUGUUAAAAUUGGACAUGUUAAUUAUAAUAUUAAUAGUUUUAGCUGUAUUAUAUAUCAUGAAUAUAAAAAGAAAAUAAUUUAUGAUACAUCCUAUAAUUAUUCUUAUGAAUAUUCUUAUAUUAAUAAAAAAGAAACAUAUAAACCUAUUGACAAAUAUUUAUAUUCAUUAAAUACAAUAAAUACUGGUCCAUUAAUGUGUAUAAAAGAAAAACAACAAAAAAUUAUUAAACCAUCAAAUAAAAAUAAAAAUAAAUUAUCUAAAAAUAUAAAUAUUUAUAAGAAAAUAUUUACAUACCUUUUUCCAAAUAAUUUCUUUCAUAGUGUCUAUGAAAUAAAUGUAUUAAACCAUUUUUAUUUAACUAUGGACUUUACCAAAUUUCAGUGGUAUAUUUUAUCCUUCAAGAAUACAAUGAAUUAUGUUAAAUUAUUUAUUAGUAAUUAUAGUUUAUAUAUAUAUAUAUAUGCAGAUAAUAAAUUUAUAUAUGGUGGAUUUAACGAAUAUAAAUUUAUAGAAAUUAUGAACUGUAAGCAUAUAUAUAUUAUAUGUGUAAAUCUUGGUUUGGGAUUUCCCAAAGAACAAGUAAGAACAGAAUUUUUUAAUUAUAUUAAUUUCAAUCAUUUGAAAUAUAAUUAUCAGGAAAAUAAUUUUAAUAGUUCAUCUCAUACUUCCAUAAAUUCAGAUCACAAUAUGAAUGACCAAGGUGGACCAUAUUUCAACAUGAAUAAAUCUGCAUCAUCAAAAAAUAAGAGAGGUAUCCAAGAAACUGGGAAAGGUAAUUCUAAAAAUAAAAUGGAUCAUGAUAACAGGAAGGAAGUUGUAAAUUCAGACAAGGAUGAAAAACAUCUAAAGGAACAGAAAGAUCCAAAGGUUAUGAAUAAAUUGGAUAAAAAUCAUCCAAACGGCAACAACAACAACAACAAAAAAAAUUAUAAUAACAGCAAAAAUUAUAAUAAGGACAAAAAUUUUAAUAAUAAUGUUAGUAGUAAUGGAUAUACCAUUUUUGACGACUUAUACGAUUAUUAUAAAAACAAGACAGAACAAAAUCAUAAUAUAUAUAACAAUUUUAUGUAUGAUGAAAAGAAUUAUAACAUGCAUAAUUAUUAUGAUGAAGACAGUACGAACACGUAUAUAUUUAUAGUAACGAGAAAUGAGUACGAAUUAUUUAACUGUGUAGGAUUAAAUGGGGAAAUAAUAAAAAAUGAAAAACAUAUGAAUGAAUAUAAAAAAAUGUAUAACUUUUUGGAUUAUUCAUUUGUAAAGACAUAUUUAAUGAAUACUCAAAGUAGUAAUACAAAUGAUGUAAGUGAACAAAAUAAAAAUAAAAAUAAAAAUAAAAACAAAAAUAAAAAGGACAACAAGGGCAAUAAUAAUAAUCAUGAUGAUGAUGAUGAUGAUGAUAAUGAUAAUAAUAAGGUGAUAAGUAAAGAUACCAAUAAUAAUGAUAAAAAUUAUAUACAGUCAAAUGAUAAUAUCCAAAUUAACAAUCAACCGAAUCAAAUAAAUAGAGACUACCAGAAUUAUCAUAAUAAUAAUUUUAAAUCAUUAUUAACAAAUAAAAAAAUAGAAAUGAAAAGUAUUACGAAAGCUUUUUUAAAUUUGUGUACAUCUGGAUUUUUUUCGUUCAUAUUUAAUAAAAUAAAAUAUUAUUGUAAAACAGGAAUUUUUAAAUAUUUGAGUACAUUCAAUAAAGUUAAUAAAAAUAAUACGAGUACCCCUUUAACUUGGUAUACAUUAUUAUACUUUAUAAAAAAUAUCGAUUUUCUUCGUUCUAAGUAUUCUUUAAAAUUGUCAACAUAUGAUAAAAAAACAAAAAACAUUGAUGGGUUAUUUAGAGGUUUUGUCUAUAUUAAUAAUCAUUUUUUAGGAAGUUUCUGGAUAACUGAUGAUGUGGAUAGUUAUGAAAAAGAAAUUAAUGAAGAUGAAAAAUUAAAAAAUGGAAAAAAAAUCAAAAAAGAAAAAAGUAAAUUUUUAAAUAAUGAAAAUUUAAUACAUAUACCAUUAACAAGAUAUAUGAGAAUACCAACAGACUGGUUAGUUGAAGGUACAAAUAUUGUUAUUCUAUUUGAUGAGUUUGGAGGAAAUCCAUAUAAGGUAGAAAUUGUAAGAGAAAUACUACAUGGUGGUGUAUAUAGACUAACCAAAAAAGAAAAAUAUGUAAACUGGAUUCUCUUCCUUUUUAUUUUAAGUAUUAUUGUUUUUAUUACUUAUUUCUUUUUUAAAGCAUUACAUAAUUAUUUUAAAACAAAAGAAGAAAAAGAAAGAAACAAACAAAAUUAUCAAAAUAUUAUAGAAAAUAUUAUAACACAUAAUAUAUAUAUAAAUAGUUCCUAUGAUGAUAUAACUGAAGAAACAAAUACGGAAAAUAUCCAAAAUGUUAGUGACUUCUUGGACUCAUAA
Messenger RNA from Plasmodium falciparum 3D7, 4653 nucleotides. RefSeq lists its product as uncharacterized. The record is from RefSeq and is a predicted model, not a curated record. NCBI's taxonomy places the organism in Eukaryota, Apicomplexa, Aconoidasida, Haemosporida, Plasmodiidae.